AUGCAAACCAAUCACAAGCCAUCCUUUUGUAACACACGAAAAAGCAAGUCGGGCGGUCUGGGUACGCUGUCGAAUGAUGGCCAGCUCAUCGCGCUUUUGGCUGUCCGGAACGAUGCUCCGCGUUUGUUGCCACGGCAACCGAGCUUGGUAGCGUCGUGGCGUGACGUAAAGGUGCAGCGGGGGUCCAGACCUGGCCACGGCGGUUGGUCAAACAAAGGCAUUUUGAUCAUUAAUCAACACUAG
This is a messenger RNA of Pyricularia grisea, 243 nucleotides long. RefSeq lists its product as uncharacterized. The transcript is spliced from 2 exons. Bases 1 to 243 code for a protein of 80 amino acids. The record is from RefSeq and is a predicted model, not a curated record. NCBI's taxonomy places the organism in Eukaryota, Fungi, Ascomycota, Sordariomycetes, Magnaporthales, Pyriculariaceae.